AUGGUUAAGUCUGUUGCACAGUCCUUGGUCGACUUCAACUUCAAUUCUGACCCUCUGUUCAGUUUUGCCGCCCACCCCACAGAAAAUGUGCUGGUGGUUGGUUCUGGAACCGGCCAGGUCAAGCUGAUGAAAGUUGACGUUGAGAAGCUGCAAGAUCAGCUAGCCAAGUCUUCAGACGGGCUUCCUGCACAGUACGACGUCAAGCCAAAAGAGCUUGAUGGUCCUGACGCAGUCACCUUGGGAUGGCGCACGAAAAGACACCAGGGAAGUUGUCGGUCCAUCAUCUUUGACGCCAAGGGAGAGCAUGUCUAUUCUGCAGGUCUGGACAGACAGAUCAAGAAAGCCAAGACAGAGACCGGAGCAGUGGUGGCCAAGUCGGCAAUUCUGGACUCCAACAUCACAGAGCUGGUUGCGGCCCCGAACAAGAACUUUCUCAUCGUUGGAACAGAGGACGGUGACCUUGUUUGUCUUGAUUCCAACACCUUGAAGCAGAUGUACCAUAUUCCCAAAGUUCACGAGGACGCUAUCAGUUCUUUGAACCAUUUCGUGCCGAAAUCGGACUAUCAGUUCGUAUCCACCGGCUCCACAACCCUCGCACACGUGGAUAUCCGUAAAGAACAGCCGUUGCAACAGAGCGACGACCAGGAAGAUGAGCUGCUCUCUUCUGGGUGGCUCGACCCAACAAACCCAAACACGAUGCUUUGUGGUAUGAGCGAGGGAGUGGUCACUGUCUGGAAGCCAGAGAUGAACAAGUUCGCAGACCAGAUCUCCAGAAUCCGCAUAAACAGAGAGCCUGUCGAGUCGGUGAUAUCUGCUUUGGACACAGACGGCGACUUUUUCUGGGCCGGAUCGUUCGACGGGACGGUCGCGAAGGUGAACAGCCGUCUGGGCAAGGUUGUUGAGCGCAGAAUACACAGCGAAACGGACGAGGUGUCGUUUUUGGAUAUUGACAACGAGUACCGACUCAUCAGUGGUGGAAUGGACAAACUGACGAUCUGGCAGGAAGGCGAGCAGGGAAACGACGACGAGGAAGACGAGGAAGACGAGGAAGAAUGGACUGGGUUCAGCGGCGACGAUUCAGAUGCGUCCUUGGACUCCUUAUCAGACUCUGAGUCAGCAGAGUCAGCAGAGUCUUCAGCCUCAGAGGACUCCGACUCCGACGACGAAAAACCUGCUGUGCCACUGGCAGACAUCAAAGACAAACUGCUUGCACGGCUGGAGGACUCUGACGACGAAGAGCCGCCGAAGAAACGCAAAAAGCCAGUUAAGCAGAAGCAACAGAAGCAACAGGCUCAGGAACAUGGCAUCCGCAAAUUUGACGGCCUAUAA
This is a messenger RNA of Ogataea philodendri, 1329 nucleotides long. RefSeq lists its product as uncharacterized. The record is from RefSeq and is a predicted model, not a curated record. The transcript has a single exon. Lineage: Eukaryota; Fungi; Ascomycota; Pichiomycetes; Pichiales; Pichiaceae. Gene Ontology annotation, molecular function: protein binding. Bases 1 to 1329 code for a protein of 442 amino acids.